Messenger RNA from Penicillium salamii, 174 nucleotides. NCBI's taxonomy places the organism in Eukaryota, Fungi, Ascomycota, Eurotiomycetes, Eurotiales, Aspergillaceae. The record is from the annotation of a GenBank genome assembly.
AUGAUUGCUGAUUCUGUGUCAAUUAGAGACUCGAUGGAAGGCGUCAAGGCAUUCUUCGAGAAGCGGCAACCGAAUUUCAAGGCAACUUUGGAAAACGAUGCGCCACCAAGUUUCCCGUGGUGGUCGGACAUCGAUUUUGGACGAAAGCCAAAGGCAAGUAAGCCUAAGCUAUGA